CGAGAUUUGCUGUAGAUGGUAGGUGAUCUCAAGUUCGGAUGGUCUGGUUAAAUUGUGGCGUAGUCCCUCCUGGGACAAGGAAUCUCUAUAGGAGACAAAAACAAUCAUUUUGCAGAAUGGAGCCUAACCCCGGUUUGAUACAGCCUCCUUCCAAGGAUAGCCUUUAUUCGACCCCCCUGGUACUCUUCCAUGAUGGCGGAGGCACGACAAUAUCCUACUAUCACUUGGGAUCUCUUGGUCGACCAGUCUAUGGAAUUGCAGACCCAUCCUUCUUUACGGGACGCAUGUGGUCCGGGCUUCCUCAGAUGGCAAGGGUCUAUGCAAAUCUUAUUCGAACAACAAUGACGAACACUCGGAUUAUACUUGGGGGUUGGUCACUAGGUGGUUUCAUCGCCCUCGAGGUUGCACGUAUCCUGGAAUGUGAGGGUCAAUUUCAUGUCGUGGGCGUGGUGAUGAUCGAUAGUCCCUAUCCUCACGGACCAGCGGACAAACUUGUCCCGCCACGUCCAUUCCUUCAUUCAAACUGUUCUCCAGAGACAAGAAUGUUUGUUUCCCGGUCCAUGAAGCGGGCGCACAAAUUGGUUGAGAAGUGGUCUGUGCCUGACUGGACGUCGUCAUCGUUCCCAAAUAUGGGUGCUGCACCCCCGGUGUUACUUCUGCGGUGCCAGGAGUAUGUGCCGGACGAGCAGUCAGAGAAAGAACAUGCUCCCGCGCGAGUAUCGGUUGACCGAUGGAGGCAUCUGCGAAUGUUGGGAUGGGAAAGGACGGAUGGAAUGGUUCGUGGAGUGCUCGAUAUUCCGGGCCAUCAUUUCAAUCUAAUGUGGGAAGACAAUCUGGAUGCUAUUACCCGGCAACUGAAGCUGGCGUGCAAGAUGCUAGACUUGUCACUGAUCAGAUAAAAGACGAAGGGCGCUUUGGUACUAUAGAGGUGGAGGCAGCUGAUAGAUACUAGUUGGGCCUUGGGGGAUUUUUGUUGCAAUUCGUAUUAGUGAGAAGCAGACAAUAUCACCAGCGCAUGAUGCGUCGAGA
This is a messenger RNA of Aspergillus sclerotioniger CBS 115572, 1029 nucleotides long. Its product is annotated as thioesterase domain-containing protein. The transcript has 2 exons. Gene Ontology annotation, biological process: biosynthetic process. Lineage: Eukaryota; Fungi; Ascomycota; Eurotiomycetes; Eurotiales; Aspergillaceae. The record is from RefSeq and is a predicted model, not a curated record. Bases 117 to 899 code for a protein of 260 amino acids.